CAGAACUGUGCAACUUGUUUUAGCUCAUCAUGUCCACGUGUCGUAUCUUGGCGAUGUUGGUCGUAUUGGCCGUUUUCAGUCACAGAGUUCAUAGCCAAAUGGUUAUUCCAUGUAAUAGAGGAAGUGAAUUUUGUGGGCAUCCUGGACACGACGUCUGCCCUCAGGACUCUGGACACAAAAUCGGUUUUAUUUGUGAAAACGGAGCGCCGUGCUGUAUUGGUUACGACCCUUGUUUAUGGGCCAUUAAUUGUAAUAGACCGUCGCUACCAUCAGGUAUGCAAUUUGGUAUGCGACCAGGUAUCAAAGUAGAUGACAAAGAUGCUGAUGAAGUAGAGGACUAACACGAUCCAUUUGUGGCUUCUACAGAUGUCUGGUUGAUAAGUAAAUCUGAUACACACUAAUUAGUGGUUUGACGUUGAUACGUACACUACGAUGUAUAGGAACAAAUAAGAAAAAUGAACUGCAAUUUUUAUAGUAUUUGUUGCUUAAAGCUGUAUGAAAUAACAAAAACAUCGGACUACAUUUGGUUCAAUUUAAUUAGUUCUUGUCAGGUCAGAGAAACACGCAAGCCCGCACGACGAUAUUUCGGAUACACAUAAUAUUAUUUAUACCAUGUUUGUUUGUUUUUUGUGUUUUUUUAAGAAAAACAAUAUAAGGAUGACUUUAGCCGGGCACACGGAAAUAUUCACUAGACUGUCUUUGGUUGCACACCACCAUUAAUUUUUGCAUGUAUUUUAAUACAAUGUCCAUGUCCGAAUAAAUUCUGUGAGAAAA
Messenger RNA from Gigantopelta aegis, 774 nucleotides. RefSeq lists its product as uncharacterized. NCBI's taxonomy places the organism in Eukaryota, Metazoa, Mollusca, Gastropoda, Neomphalida, Peltospiridae. The record is from RefSeq and is a predicted model, not a curated record. The coding region runs from base 30 to 341 and encodes 103 amino acids. The transcript has 3 exons.